Molecule: messenger RNA, 1830 nt
Organism: Hibiscus syriacus
Lineage: Eukaryota; Viridiplantae; Streptophyta; Magnoliopsida; Malvales; Malvaceae
Product: cyclin-SDS-like
Biological process (GO): mitotic cell cycle phase transition; regulation of cyclin-dependent protein serine/threonine kinase activity
Cellular component (GO): cytoplasm; nucleus; cyclin-dependent protein kinase holoenzyme complex
Molecular function (GO): cyclin-dependent protein serine/threonine kinase regulator activity
Source: RefSeq, a predicted model, not a curated record
AUGAAGUUGAAGAACAAGAACAUAAUGGAACGACUAGCCGCUGCAUCGACGUUUGUAAAGAAGAAAAUCCGUUCGAGGCGAUCUCGACGAAGACGCUCUCAGGUCGCUCCAUUUGUUUUGCGAAAUCAGACUGUUGAUCUCUCCGUCCAUUCCAGUUCUUGUUCUUAUUUUUUCGACGCCAAUGAUGUUUCUUGCGAUUCAAGCGGAUUUUCGAAUCCGAAGAAGAGGAGUUUCGAUGUAAUUCAAGGUGGAUAUGGAGCUAAGAAUCAAGGAAAUGAAGGAGCUGGAGAGUCACAGUUUACGAGGAUCACGAGAUCGCAUUACGAGAAGGGAAGAGAAGCUAUAGGAAACGAAGUUGAAGUACUGAGUGAAUCUUCUUGCGUCGAAUCCAAUUCUGGAGCUGAUUUUCGUCUUUUUUGUGAACGAAGUUCUAAGUUAAAGAAAACGAGCGAUAGUUCUAAGGAAAUUGAGAGAAACGACGCGGUUUCGGUGGCGGUAACGCAAUCGGAUGUUUCCUGCAUCGAGGUGAUUCAUGAUGAAAUCUCAAAACUCUCUUCGAAGUUUAAGGAAAACGACCUCGUUUCGUCGACGUCCGGUUUUGAGUUCUGCUCAACAUCGAACUUCGACACUGCAGUUGAAGAUAAUGAAAACGACGUCGUUGACGCCAAUUUCACCGUUUCGAACUCGAAGUUUGUAGGAUAAAAAUCCGAAGAGCGUCGCGGUUUAGAUUCUUCACAACUCGUUUGUGACGAACAGUUGUCAUUGGAGGAAGUCGUAUCUGAUUACUCAUCAAGUCAUCGGACUCUGUUUUCUGAGCUGCAAUCCAUCAUUUUCCCUGAAAGUUCGGAUUUAGAUUUCUCAGACUACACUCCUCUUUUAUAUGAUUCCGGAAGCCAAUUCUCUGAUCAGAAAUCGACCGAUGAAUCUCCGACUUCAUUGACUUACUCUCUUUUUCUCGAUUUCAAACAACAAUUCUCCAGAUCAACAUCUCCUUUAGAUCCUAAAUUUGCUUCAAGCGCUGUAGAUGAGUGUCAACUUUAUCCUACAUUGGUGAGGUUUGAAGAUGAGGAAGACGAGGAGAGUUACAAGAGGUUUAGGGAAAGAGAAAGAAGGCAGGUGUUUUUGCGUGAUUAUGCCGAGGAAUACCGAUUCACAACUGACCAUGGCGAUCUUAUUCUCCAGCAACGUUCUUUCAUGAUCCGUUGGAUCGUUGAGCAAAGUACUGCAAAGGAGUUUCAGCAGGAAACCAUAUUCCUUGGAGUUAGCUUGCUUGACAGAUUCUUAAGCAAAGGAUUCUUCAAAAGUAGAAGGAGCCUUCAGAUCGUUGGAAUAGCCUGUCUUACAUUGGCCACCAGAUUAGAAGAAAAUCAGCCCUACAACAGUGUGCGGCAAAAGAACUUUUACAUUGGGAGCAACAAGUACAGUAGAAAUGAAGUGGUGGCCAUGGAAAGACUGGUGAUGGAGUGUCUCAACUUCCAAUGUUUUCUGCCUACUAUCUAUAAUUUCUUAUGGUUCUAUCUCAAAGCAGCCAAGGCUGAUGCAGAGGUAGAAAAGAGGGCCAAGUAUCUGGCUGUGGUUGCACUGUUGGACCACAAACAGCUGCGCUAUUGGCCAUCGACAGUUGCGGCAGCGAUUGUCAUAAUGGCUUCUAUGGAUGCCAAUCAACAUGGAUCGUACCACCAAGUCAUCGAGAUUCAUAUGAGAACCAAAGAUAAUGAUUUGCCUGAAUGCAUGACGAGCUUGGACUGGUUGGUACAGUACUUAAGCUGCAGCAUGGCAAAGAAAAGGGCCCUGAACACAUACCGUUUCCAUUAUUUGCCUUAUAAUUGA